This is a messenger RNA of Gorilla gorilla gorilla (western lowland gorilla), 8618 nucleotides long. RefSeq names its product caskin-1-like. NCBI's taxonomy places the organism in Eukaryota, Metazoa, Chordata, Mammalia, Primates, Hominidae. The transcript has 5 exons. The record is from RefSeq and is a predicted model, not a curated record. Bases 1 to 1083 code for a protein of 360 amino acids.
AUGAGACCCGGCUGCGCGCCGUGGACAGGGAGGGGACCCGAGGAAGGGGCGGGCCGGGGGCCGGGGCCACCCCCCGACGCGGGGCGGAGCCGGCCCCCUUGGGGGAUCGGUGAGGUCACGGGCGGACCAGAGGGACCACAGUGGGGAAGACCGAGCCUCGGCUCCCGGGCUUCAUCCCUGCGAGGCCGUGUGCGAGAUCGACGCCAGGGCCUCCUUCUUGCCUCCCCAGUCCGACUGGAGGCUCCUGAGGUCUCGGUCCGCUCCACGGAGGCCUCCCUCCAGCUCCUUUGCUUGGGACCCCCGCCCCCAUCAACCCUCCGCUUCGUCCACUCCCUGCACACUGACGCCACCGCGGUUGCACCUCCGCCUCCCAGCUCUCCCUCCCACCCCUGGGCUCCCUCAAUCCCACCCCACGCCUGCCCCUCCCGGCCCACAGCUCUUCCUCCAAUAAGCCCGGCUUCUAGUCUGACUCCCUGGGCCCCUCGAUCAUCCCCUGCCUCCAGCUCUGUGAAGGGCCCUUUGUCCACCCAAGCACGGGGUCAGCCUUGGCCCCUUCCUCUCCCCCUCUCAUCCCACCCACAGAGCCUUGGGGGCCCUGCUCUUUUCAUCUGGGGCCAGCCACGUUCUCCCUUUCCCGUGGCCACUGUCCUGCUCCGGCGUCCAGGCUCCUCCUGGAGCCCAUGGUCUCCUGCCUCCCCGCGUCCUAGUGCGCUGCAGAUAGGCAGCAAGGGUUUCCACUCUGAAUCUGAGCCUGCCACUACCUGCUUAAAACCAUCAGUGACUCCCCAAAUCGAGUUGGAAAUCUCUUCUUGUCUCCACGAACUGGCCCUGGGCCUCUUACACUCCCUCAGGGCUUGGUUGGUCCUUGCUUUCCGGCAGGAACACUUAACCCCUGGUCGUGCCCUUGCCACCUUCUACACAUCCUUCAGACCCUGGGCCUUCCCCCAGCCCCCAGACCAGGUCAGUACCCGCUCUCCUGCUCUGUUGUACACCCUCACAACACCAGCAGCUUCCCUGUGCACCUGCAAACUGAACCCACUGGGAGUGGAGUCUGUUUCCUGUCUGUGUCCCCACUGGCCAUGACUCUGAGGGGGCAGGACUAGGUCUGUCUUGCUCAUCCCUGGAGCCCUGUGCCCAGCACAGUGUCUGCCCACAGCUGGCCAUCCCCAUUAGAGGAGGGUGUGCAGGCCUGUGUCUCCUCCAGCCCGAAUACCUUCCUGAUCUCCAUGCCAGGUGCCCUGGCCCAGACAGCAGGAGAAAGAAAGGACUCCUCUCUGUCUCAGGCUCCUCAUUUGUAAAAAGGGAGAAAUAAUACCUACCCCACAGUGUUGUUUUGAAGGUUAAAUAACAGUUCACCUGUGGCGGGGUGCGGUGGCUCACACUUGUAAUCCCAGCUCUUUGAGAGGCUGAGGAGGGAGGAUCACUGGAGCCUAGGCGUUCAAGACCAGCCUGGGCAACAUAGCAAGACCCUGUCUCUACAAAAAAAUUUAAAAAUUAGCCAGGCACUGUGGCGCAUGCCUAUAGUCCCAGCUACUCGGGCGACUGAGGCAGGAGGAUCUCUUGACCCCAGGAGUUUGAGGCUAUAGUGAACCAUGAUUGCAAAGCCUGGGUGACAGAGUGAGAUCCUGUUUCAAAAUUUUUUAAAGAAGCUGGGCUUGGUGUCUCCUGCCUGUAAUCCCAGCACUUUGGGAGGCCGAGAUGGGAGGAUGACUUGAGGUCAGGAGUUCGAGACCAGCCUGGCCAAAUGGUAAAACCUCAUCUCUACUAAAAAUACAAAAAUUAGCCGGGUGCGGUGGCUCACGCCUGUAAUCCCAACACUUUGGGAGGCUGAGGUGGGCGGAUCAUGAGGUCAGGAGAUCGAGACCAUCCUGGCUAACACGGUGAAACCCCGUCUCUACUAAAAAAUACAAAAAAUUAGCCGGGUGCAGUGGUGGGCGCCUGUAGUCUCAGCUAUUCGGGAGGCUGAGGCAGGAGAAUGGCGUGAGCCCGGGAGGCGGAGCUUGCAAUGAGCCGAGAUCGUGCCACUGCACUCCAGCCUGGGCGACAGAGCGAGACUGUGUCUCAAAAAAAAAAAAAAAAAAUUAGCUGGGCGUGGUGGUGGGUUCCUGUAAUUCCAGCUACUCAGGAGGCUGAGGUGGGAGAAUCACUUGAACCCAGGAGGUGGAGGUUGCAGUGAGCCAAGAUGGUAUCACUGCACUCCAGCCUGGGUGACAGAGCGGACUCUGUCUAAAAAGGAAAAAAAAAAAAAAAAAAGCUUGUAUAAUAGAAAGAUGACCAAAUAAGGAAACAAAUGAGUUCUUCAAAGGAGACUUAGUGUCCAGGAAAGGAUUCUAUGGACCCUGAGAGGAUUUAGAGAAGAGGUAUAUAGCCUUGAACCCGGGAGGCGGACGCUGCAGUGAGCCGAGAUGGCACCACUGCACUCCAGCCUGGGUGACAGAGUGAGACUCGGUCUCAAAAAAAAAAAAAAAAAUUUUUAAGAAAGGUUCACAUGUUGAGCGCCUGGCACAAAGUGGGUUCCGGCAAACACCUCUCCCUCUUCUGAUCAUGAUGUUUCAGGUACAGAGGGCAGUGUUUGGGGUGGGUAGAAACCUUCCCUGGGGUCACUGGGGUGGCAGAGGAGGGAAGGGCCCCCUUUCCCAGAUGCCCUGUUUAAUUCUCUUGAGAGCUCCAGGAGGUCAGUGCUAUGCCCAGUUCACAUAUGUGGUUUGGAAGAGGCAAAGCAACCUGCCCACAGGCACAGCCAGGCUGAUCAGUGCCCACUUCUCUUUGGAGGGACCCUCCCCAGGACUGCUUGGUUAGGCCCUGUGAAGGUGCAGAUGUGGGGGCUGCUAGUGGCCUCAAUAUUGGGACACUGAUUGCUCCCAUGAGGCCAGGACCCUUCCUGAAUCUGCCCUGGCAUCUGUGUGACCUGGACUCCACUUCUGAACUUGGAAGGCCUGGAUGAGAUGUCCCCUGGGGGCCAGGGGAUGAACAUUUCUCCCCUAACCUUCUCUGUGGAAACAGGAAACCUGAUUCAGUGACCCCGAGGCCCCUGCCAACCUGAGGCUCCGUGUUCUCUCCAGAAGCCACCUCGCAGAAGGAAUGGCUGUUGCCUCCUGCAUGUCCGUCCCUCUCCGGGCCAUGGAACAGUGGGGCCUGCAAAUUCAUUUUCUCUCAUCCCCACUUUAGGAACAUCCCAUCUGGGCUGCCUGGGCUCCAGUCGUUGUCUCAGGGUGGCUGGAAGGGCUCAGAGGACACGGCCUGCUGCUAAGGUGGUCUCUGGACACUGUGCCUUACGGCUCCUAUCCAGAGACACCACAGCCUCAACUAAGAAUUUAGAGCCCAGCUUCAAAGGGGAGAGCAUAGUCUGGGGCCUGGUUUUGCUGUUGCUGCUGAGUCAUCCGCUGGGUGCUAGGCAAGUCCCAGCCCUUCUCGCCACCCCUGCCUCUGUCAUGAGCCCUUUGCAGGUAGGACUGGCUUGCAAUUCAGGGAGAGAUGAUUGGAAAGUAGAAUCCAGAAUCCCGGUCUCAAUGCCCCAUUAUAUAAAGGCAGAAUCAAUACCCAGAGAGGGGCAAUGACUUGCCCAGGGUGACCCAGCUAAGGAAUGGUGGAGUUGGGCUUCAAGCCCCAUGGUCACAAAGUCCUAUUUGGGACUCAGGAUCUUAGAGGGCAAUGGUCCUGAAAUGUGAACCCCAAAUCCAUCUCCCACUGCAUAAAAGCUCUGACUUGGGUGAAUCUGGGCUCCUGGAGAAGCCUGAGGGAGAAUGAGCUCCCCAUUUCCAUGGCUUUCUGUAGCCCAGAGAAGACACAGAGGAAGAGCCUGGGUAAAGCUGGGAAGGUCAAGGAGAUGAGACCCUCCUGUGGGACAGGGUGAUGCCAGCCUCCUGCCUGAGUCCUUUGGUGGAGGGAUAACAGUAGGAACAGCACCAUCUCACCGAGCUGCCCCGGCUACCAGGACCUUUGUACCCAACACUUCAGAGUACAAGACACUCCUGUGAGCCUGGCGCAGCACUCACCUGUAUCACACAUGUGGAAACAGCUUCACCAGGUCCGGCCCUGUCUAUGGUCACACAGCUGUUCAGUGGCAGAGCCAGGGUCAGAAGCAGGUGUGGUGGGGUUGUUGUUGUUGUUUUGGGUUUUUUUGAAAUGGAGUCUCGCUCUGUUACCCAGGCUGGAGUGCAGCUCACUGAGCUCACGAUCUCAGCUCACUGCAACCUCCGCCUCUCAGGUUCAAACGAUUCCCCUGUCACAGCCUCCUGAGUAGCUGGGAUUACAGGCAUGGGCCACCAUGCCCAGCUAAUUCUGUAUCUUUAGUAGAGACAGGGUUUCACCGUGUUGGUCAGGCUGGUCUCGAACUCCUGACCUCAGGUGAUCCACCCACCCAGCCUCCCAAAACGCUGGGAUUACAGGUGUGAGCCACCACACCUGGUGUAGUUUUUGUUGUUGUUGUUGUUUUGAGAUGGAAUUUCACUCUUGUUGCCCAGGCUGGAGUGCAAUGGCGUGAUCUCGGCUCACUGCAACCUCCACCUCCUGAUUUCAAGCAUUCUCCUACCUCAGCCUCCCGAGUAGCUGGAAUUACAGGCAUGUGCCACCACGCCCAGCUAAUUUUUGCAUUUUUAGCAGAGACAGGGUUUCACCAUGUUGGCCAGGCUAGUCUCGAUCUCCUGACCUCAUGUGAUCCACCCACCUUGGCCUCCCAAAUUGCUGGGAUUACAGGUGUGAGCCACCGCACCUGGCCCAGAUUACUUGUUUUUGAGAUGGAGUUUUGCUCUUGUUGCCUAUACUGGAGUGCGAUGGCACUGUCUUGGCUCACUGAAACCUCCUCCUCCCAGGUUUGAGCAAUUCUCCUGCCUCAGCCUCCUGAAGUACUGGGAUCCCCCCUCCUCGGCCUCCCAAAGUGCUGGAAUUACAGGCAUAAGCCACCACGCCCGGACGCCAGUCUACUUCUUUAUGCCUCUGUUUCCUCCUCUACGGAGGGCUAUUAGGAUCAAACCCCUUAGCUCUGGUAGCAGCAAACACAGCACAGUUGGGGGAUGGCUUUUCUGGCCUUCAGCUGGUGCUCGCUUCUCCCCCCUGUAGACUGUGAGACUAAGGCUACUGAUUGCAUCUCUUCAGCCACAUCCUCUCGGCUGCCUGUUAGGGACCAGAAAGGAAGCAGCCCUGGGCCCUAUCCAGAUGCCUCAGGGGUUGGGGUGAAGACUCGUCCACCAAAAGUGGAAGAAGCCACAGCUGACUGCUUCAGGAGGCAUGCCCCCAUAACCUCAGGCAGACGCUUCACUUCUCUGGCCUGUUUCUGCCUCAAACUGUGUCCGGAAUUGGUGGGUUCUUGGUCUCACUGACUUCAAGAAUGAAGCCGUGGACCCUCGCGGUGAGUGUUACAGUUCUUAAAGGCGGCAUGUCCGGAGUUUGUUCCUUCUGCUGUUCAGAUGUGUUAGGAGUUUCUUCCUUUUGGUGGGGUUCGUGGUCUUCCCGGCUCAGGAGUGAAACUGUGAACCUUCGCGGUGAGUGUUACAGCUCUUAAGGCGGCGCGUCUGGAGUUGUUCGCUCCUCCUGGUGGGUUGGUUGUCUCGCUGGCUUUAGGAGUGAAGCUGCAGCUCAUAAAGGCAGUGUGGACCCAAAGAGUGAGCAGCAGCAAGAUUUAUUGCAAAGAGCAAAAGAACAAAUUUUCCACAGUAUGUAAGGAGACCCCAGAGGAUUGCCACUGCUGGCUCAGGCAGCCUGCUUUUAUUCUCUUAUCUGGCCCCACCCACAUCCUGCUGAUUGGUCCAUUUUACAGAGAGCCCAGCGGUCUGUUUUGACAGGGUGCUGAUUGGUGCAUCCCUGAGCUAGACACAAAGGUUCUCCACGUCCCCACCAGAUUAGCUAGAUGCACAGUGUGGGCACAAAGGUUCUCCAAGUUCCCACCAGAGUAGCUAGAUACAGAGUGUCCAUUGGUGCAUUCACAAACCCUGAGCUAGACACAGGGUGCUGAUUGGUGUGUUUACAAACCUUGAGCUAGAUACAGAGUGCCGAUUGGUGUAUUUACAAUCCCUUAGCUAGACAUAAAGGUUCUCCAAGUCCCCACCAGACUCAGGAGCCCAGCUGGCUUCACCCAGUGGGUCCCACACCGGGGCCGCAGGUUGAGCUGCCUGCCAGUCCCGUGCCCUGUGCCCGCACUCCUCAGCCCUUGGGUGGUCGAUGGGACUGGGCGCCAUGGAGCAGGGGGCGGCGCUCGUCGGGGAGGCUCGGGCCGCACAGGGGCCCACAGAGGGAGGGGGCAGGCUCAGGCAUGGCGGGCUGCAGGUCCCGAGCCCGGCCCGGAGGGAAGGCAGCUAAGGCCCAGCGAGAAAUUGAGCACAGCAGCUGCUGGCCCAGGUGCUAAGCCCCUCACUGCCCAGAGCCGGCGGGGCCUGCCGAGCUCACGCCCACCCGGAACUCGCGCUGGCCGGCAAGCGCCGCGCGCAGCCCCGGUUCCCGCCCGCGCCUCUCCCUCCACACUUCCCCGCAAGCUGAGGGAGCCGGCUCCGGCCUUGGCCAGCCCAGAAAGGGGCUCCCACAGUGCAGCGGCGGGCUGAAGGGCUCCUCAAGUGCCGCCAAAGUGGGAGCCCAGGCAGAGGAGGCGCCCAGAGCGAGCGAGGGCUGUGAGGACUGCCAGCAUGCUGUCACCUCUCAAGACUACCUGCCAAUUACCCAUCUCAGAGGGUCAUCAGAGAUCGCUGAGCCCUGCCAGAGGUGCCGGAUAAACCUUAGCUGCCUUUAUUGUUAUUGUUAUUAUUUCUACUUCUAUUAACUGAGCUCUGAUGUUCUACCUCAUAUCUGUGGCCUUUUUCAAAUUCUUUUUUUUUUUUUUAAGACAGGGUCUUGCUCUGUCACCCAGGCUGGAGUGCAGUGGUACAGUCACAGCUCACUGCUGCCUCAACCUCCUGGGCUCAAGGGAUUCUCUCACAUCAGUCCUCAGAGUAGCUAAGACCUCAGCCAUGUACCACCACACCCAGCUAACUUUUGUAUUUCUUUCUAGAGACGGGAUCUCACCAUGUUGCCCAAACUCCUGGCCUCCAGCGAUCCUCCCACCUCGGUCUCCCAGAGUGUUGGAAUUACAGAUGUGAACCACCGCUCCCAGCUUUUUCAAAUUAUUGAAUGUUCCAGUGGACUCAGCCUGGAUCAGACAUCUCCAGUCCAAUCAGCUAAGGACUAGAGGGAGAGAACAGGGUCAGGAAGCCUGGACAGGCUGGACACGUGGAUUCUCUCGGAAGCCUGGGAGGGUGCGUGGCCACGUGGGAGACAAUUCAGAGUCUUUGCCACAGACACCACGGGGACACGGCUUUUCCAUUUGGUGACAAAUCGCACUGCUGGUGAGAUACUGAGCUGCGCGUCGCUGGGAAGGAAAGCAGAGGCUGGACCUCUGGGAUUCCCGGUGCGGCUCCAACAAGGUCCCGGGUACUCCUCUAACGCCCAGUGAGGGCAGCACUGCCUUUGUCCCUGCCCCACGGACAGGACACGGAGGCUCCGACAUACGAAAGGACUUAAUCAGAGGGGAAAUGGCAGAGCCGGGCUCCAACCCAGGACUUCCUGAGUCUAAGCCCAAAUCUGGCCCUAGAAGAGCUGACACGGUGGGCUGCACCCUCCACUGCCGGAGCUUGCCUGGUCUUGCUUCUUAGUCAGGAGAGACAGCCAAAAGGAUGUGGAGAAAAUGUCCUCAGAUGGUUGGAGGUCUUGAAGGUUUUCUUCCCAGGGACGCCAGCACCUCUGAUCACUGAGGCGAAACCCCCUGCCUGAAGUGCUUGUUCAACAUGCUUCUGCAACAUCACUCGGUCCUCGAAAAUUUCUGGUUUUGGAGAACUGCCAGUGAUGCCCCUAGAGACCUUUCAAACCUCUUUGCUAAUUCCUCUUGCCAAGAGAUGCUUGAGAGGAAAAAUUAACAUGAAUAAAAGAUCAUUGAAAGAAUCUACAGGCCGGGUGCAGUGGCUGACGCCUGUAAUCCCAACACUUUGGGAGGCCAAGGCAGGUGAAUCAUCUGAGGUCAGAAGUUCAAGACCAGCCUGAUCAACAUGGUAAAACCCCAUCUCUACUAAAAAAAAAAAAAAAAUUAGCUGGGCGUGGUGGCGGGUGCCUGUAAUCCUAGCUACUUUGGAGGCUGAGGCAGGAGAAUCACCUGAACCCAGGAGGCAGAGGUUGCAGUGAGCCGAGAUCACACCACUGCACUCCAGCCUGGGCAACAAGAGCGAAAUUCCAUCUAAAAAAAAAAAAAAAAGAAUCUACAGUCCAAUUUGGUGGUGGCUAAGCGACAAUGUUUUGUUGUCUACGUUGUAGUUGCUGAUGUAUAUGCGGUUGGAAAUAAAUUCAGAAGUAGGGAAAAGGAAUUGCUGUGCGUGAACCCCGGUGGCUGUGGAGUGGCACCCUGGGGGAUCCACCAGCCCGCCCUGGUGUCGGGCUUGGAUGGUUUCCACUUUUCUUGCUGUUAUAAAUAACACCAGUUUAAACACCUUUGUACUUGGAGCGCUUUUCUUUGAGUUGUCACCUCAGGAUAGAUGCCCAGGAGUGGGAGUUCUCAUGCAGCUCCUGCCAGUGAUUUCUGGCCGCCGCAGCAGUGUGGGAGUGGAGUUCACGGUCACAGCCUGGCUGUGCGCUGGGUUUCAUAAUAGAUACCAGGUGUAACGCGA